AUGAUAACAGCAUCCGAUCGUCGCGUUAUUUUAACAACAAACGAACGUGAUGCACUUGCGGUUUACGAGGCAACCGGUGGAAUGCUGUGCAUCGCUCUACCGAAAGGCGAGAAACUCGACACA
Messenger RNA from Gongylonema pulchrum, 123 nucleotides. NCBI's taxonomy places the organism in Eukaryota, Metazoa, Nematoda, Chromadorea, Rhabditida, Gongylonematidae. The record is from the annotation of a GenBank genome assembly.